AUGGAUGAAUUUUACUUGAAGAAUGUGGUGAGCAGGGUGGCCAACUUGCCUUUGGUCAGCUCUGCCUGUGAUCUGGUUUCCAUGGUCUACAUCUCCACUAAAGAGAGCCACCCUCACAUCAGAUCUCUGUGUGAUGUGGCAGCUAAAGGAGUGAAGACUAUGACUGAAGCUACAAUCAACUAUGCACAGCCGGUUCUGACUAAACUUGAACCUCAGAUUGCAACUGCAAAUGAAUUUGCCUGCAAAGGACUGGAAAAGCUGGAGGAGAAACUGCCAAUCCUUCAACAGCUGACUGAUAAGGUUCUUUUGGAUGCCAAAGAGUUGGUGACAGGUACCAGGGAUGCCAUGAACAGCAAAGUGACUGAGGUGCUGGACAAGACCAUGCAGGCAGCCAAAUCAGCAGUAACCAGCAGCAUGAGCACAGUCAUGGGCUCCAGACUGGGGCCUGUGGCUGUGAGUGGAGCAGAAGCUGUGCAGGGGAAAACAGCAGACCUGGUGGAUCACUCCCUCCCCAUCACAGAUGAUGAACUAGCUAAAUUAGCAGCCUCUGUGAAGGGGUUUGAGAUGGCUUCUGUGGAACAGCAGCACAAGUACUUUGUGCGUCUGGGGUCUCUGUCCCCUGAACUCCGCCAGUGUGCUUACCUGCAGUCCAUGGGCAAAGUGAGACUGCUUCAUCAGAGCAUGCAGGAGAACCUCUCUCAGAUCCAGCACACCAUUGACCUGAUUCAGAAUGUCAAGCAGAGUGUGGGUAAGAAACUACACAAGGGUCAGCAGAAGCUGCACCAGUUGUGGCUGGAGUGGACUAAGAAGGAGCUUGCGGUAAUUGACAAGGGAUCUGCACAGCCAGAGGUGGAUACCCUGGUUCUGGUCAUGUCUUGGAGAAUCACCCAGCAGCUGCAGACCAUGUGCCUGAACCUAGUCAUUAUCAUCCAAGGCCUUCCUACCAGCAUUCAGCACAAGAUGCAGCAGGCUCAUCACAAUCUGCAAGAGGUCCAUGCUGUCUGCUCCAAUGCCAGCUCCUUCCAGGGCCUGUCCACCAGUAUCCUGACCUGCAGCAAGCAGAAGCUGCUCAAGGCCCAGGAAUAUGUGGAUGAACUGUUGGAAUAUGUGGUGCAUAAUGCUCCCCUUUCCUGGCUAGUAGGACCCUUUACCUCCUGUGGCAGAACCUCUGCAGAAUUGCAGCACCAGGAAGAUCGUAGGGUGGGGACAGACUAG
Molecule: messenger RNA, 1215 nt
Organism: Terrapene triunguis (Three-toed box turtle)
Lineage: Eukaryota; Metazoa; Chordata; Testudines; Emydidae
Product: perilipin-3-like
Exons: 7
Coding region: 1-1215 (404 amino acids)
Biological process (GO): positive regulation of triglyceride storage; lipid storage
Cellular component (GO): cytosol; lipid droplet
Source: RefSeq, a predicted model, not a curated record